AUGCGUCUGACUGAGCUGCUCUUCAUCGGAAUACUAAGUGUGGGAGUCACCUUGGGCCGGUUGAACUCCCGCCAACCCAGCGGUUAUACACCGCACCGCAUUGUGGGUGGCUCCGAUGUCCCGGCUGGAGAGCACGUUCCGUACCAAGUGUCCCUGCAGUAUAGUACCCGCGGUGGUCAGAUGCACUUCUGCGGUGGCUCCAUCAUCGCCCCCAACCGCAUCCUAACUGCUGCCCACUGUUGCCAGGGUCUCAAUGCUAGUCGCAUGUCCGUGGUGGCCGGCAUCCGGGGCCUGGACGAACGGGGAUCUCGCUCCAAAGUCUUGUCCUACAUCAUCCAUCCUAACUACCAGGAGCUGGUGACCAGCGACAUAGCCGUCUUGUCCAUAGAUCCGCCGCUGAAGUUUGACAAUGCCAGCAUUGGCGCCAUAGAGUUCCGCGGGAAAGAGUUCGUGGGCGGCGGCGUUCCCGUGACUUUGACGGGCUGGGGCCUCCGGUUGCCAGUGCCCUUUCCCUUCCUGGACAACAUCAACUAUCCAAACACCAUGCAGCGGAUGAGUUAUCACACGAUCACGAACAGGGAGUGCAGGGACAGGGGCAUGGAAAGCGUUACGGAUACGGAAAUCUGCGCCCGAGGUCCCUUCAGGGGAGCCUGCUCAGGCGACUCUGGAGGACCGCUGGUAACAACGGAUAAGGGACUAAAACAAGUGGGCGUAGUGUCCUACGGCCUGGUUGUCUGCGCUCUGUUCAUCUCCCCGGACGUCUACACCCGGGUGUCCACCUUCAGUGAUUGGAUCGAAGGCCAACUAGAGUCCUAG
Molecule: messenger RNA, 816 nt
Organism: Drosophila kikkawai
Lineage: Eukaryota; Metazoa; Arthropoda; Insecta; Diptera; Drosophilidae
Product: chymotrypsin-1
Biological process (GO): proteolysis
Molecular function (GO): serine-type endopeptidase activity
Source: RefSeq, a predicted model, not a curated record